AUGCAGCUCAGCACCAUCAUCUUCGCGGCCACUGCCUUCCUGUCUGGUUCUGCGCUGGCAAUGCCCGGCCAGCUUUUCCAGCGCUCGUCCGUCUCCUUCUUCAACGGCGAGAAGUCCAUCGUUGCUGAAGUGGAAGAGGACCUCCUCACUGCCAGGGAUCUGCUGCAGACCAGAACUGAGGGUGACAUUGAUUGCAAGGGCUCUGCAUUCUGCGAGCGGCUGGGGUCCAGCUGUGACGACGCCUACCGUAAGGUUGUUCCUGGCAACACUUACAGUGCCUAUCUCGAUGACUCCGACACUGGUACGUGCAGCGGUACUUGUGGCCUCUUUGUUAGCGGUGACCGUUGCUCUGCUACGGGCCAGGAGCUACAGGAGGCCUACGAUGAGAUCCGAAGCAAGGGCUCCUGCACCCACUGUGGACGGAAAGAGAUGAAGGAUGGGUGCUUCAUCAAGAUUGACCGUGUGACCGGAUGUUAA
Aspergillus campestris IBT 28561 is the source of this 477-nucleotide messenger RNA. RefSeq lists its product as uncharacterized. NCBI's taxonomy places the organism in Eukaryota, Fungi, Ascomycota, Eurotiomycetes, Eurotiales, Aspergillaceae. The transcript has 2 exons. The record is from RefSeq and is a predicted model, not a curated record. The coding region runs from base 1 to 477 and encodes 158 amino acids.